Seminavis robusta is the source of this 1872-nucleotide messenger RNA. NCBI's taxonomy places the organism in Eukaryota, Bacillariophyta, Bacillariophyceae, Naviculales, Naviculaceae. The record is from the annotation of a GenBank genome assembly.
AUGCCAUUGCUACCCUUGAUUGAUACCAUGGACGCUUCAGCUCUGUUUGGUGCACUUGAUAAUCCAGUCGCCACCAGCAAAUGGACUAUUUCCAAGAAUCAGCCGUUGGAAAUGGUGUUGAUGGCCAAGGCAGACUUGGAAACCGUAAAAAUAUUUUACGAGUUCUAUCCGAAAGCUUUGACCAAAAAUCUCUUUCGCAAUGUCCUCAUAAGCGGAGCAAAGCCGGGAGUGGUGGGUUUUCUGGCCUCUGUGCGCCCCAAUUUGGUGGAUGACGCGACUCUGAUAUUGGCCGUGGUACAAGGCCCGGGACCGGACAGACCCACCGAAAGUGAAAUCAUACUGCUGGCAGAAAUCAAUCCAGAUAUGCUAGUGCCACCAGGACCAGAAUUUCGGAUGCCACAUUCCUUGCGAUUGGUCCUCAACUGGAAGUACAGCAAGGAACUGACCCAGGCCCUCUUCCAAAUGGUGGCAAGCAAGGUACAACGAUUGGUCCUGCCCAAGGAUUUUAUCAUGGAUGAUCUGCCCAGUAUCUUUCCCUGGGUAGGUGAGGAUAUUGUAAAUUCACCCUUGAAACGGACGGCAUUGGACAUGGAGGCAUUGGUAAGCAUGGAACCAAUACUAGGCAGCAACAAUAUUAUAUCCUUGGAGAGUUGGUGUGACACGUGGGAAUUGGAUGCAUUUUCUCAAUUUGUCCAAGGUGUCGUUUCCAAUCAAGGCAUCCAUCGUCUGCUACUUCGAAUCCCAGACAUGGGGCAACAAAAAAGGCCAACGUGGUUCAAUACAGAAACAAAAUUCGCGCAGCUGCUGGCAGAGUGCAGUCUCAAAAUAUUGCGUUUGGAUAUGGGUCCCUUGGACGUUGGCUUCCUCAAGCAUUGCCUGGAUGGGAUGACAUGUCUGGAAUCGUUGGAUAUCAAGCUUGUAAAAGCCGAUCUUGCUGCUGCAUCUGCAGUGACAGCAACCAUCAGUCGUUUCCUCAGAACCGACGAUUGGUUGGAAUCCUUGAUUAUUGAAGCAUCAAGUGACAAGACAGCAAGAGGGCUGGAUCCAAUUCUCAAUGCGCUCGAAAGCAAUGAUACGCUCACAGGGUUUUACUAUUAUCAGGGGGAUACCGCGCCUGACAAGUUCCAACGAUACCAUCAAAAGUUGACGGAUAUCCUCCGGAAGUCCAAUUCAACACUACAAGUUGUCCAUUUCAUUGAUGGAGUCACGGACAACAACCAAGAGGGCAAUCUCUGCAGCCCUCUUCAUCCGAGUCAACAUUUGCUGCCUUUUUACACAACCCUCAAUCGUUUUCAACGCAAGAAUGCACACAACCCACAAACUUCGAAAGCUGACUUUGUAAAGCUGGUGGUGCAAGUUACACAAAAGGCAUUCUAUUUCGACCAGGAAAAACAAGACCCUUGCACAGAGGAGGAUAUCUUAAACAUUGUCUAUGGGCUUCUUCGGGGGAAUCCAAACACAUGGUGUCACCAUCAACCACUCCAAAGCCCCGAGCGCAAGAAGGUCAGUCAUUACCGUGUCCCAAUUAAUCGAGAGAUGUUUGAAGUUUCGAUGCCCAAAUAUCGAGUUUCCACCUCACUUAUUUCAUGUAACUUUUUUCCAUGUCGAUACUCCAAACAUGAAAUUUCGAUCGUUCGACCUUCAAAGUCGAAUGGAUCGAAACAUGAAAUCAACACCAGGAACCAGGAAAAGGACAAGGUGCUCAUGGCACCGUGCCUUCGUGAGAGUGAACAGCAGCCGACGGAAACUAACUUUGAUCAACAAAAGCCAAGCAGCAAUACCAACAGUAACAAAAACCACAACAAAGAGCAACUUACCGCAGCAGCAACCACGCUACAUGCAACCGACCGCAUCCUCUCGUCAAAGACAUAA